AUGAUCUCGCCAGCUUUAGAGUAUGCUGAACUCCGCAGGAGCUAUAAGUUUCGGGAACCGAAGGCUAAAGUCGGACGAGUUUGUGAAAAAAAUUGGGAGACAUUUCGGCGCCAUAAGCAGCAGCAGGCGCCUUCCGUCGGUGGGCAACCGAUAAGGCUUGGACAUUUCGAGGAGGGUGCGCCAAGCCUUGUGCGUUCCGAGGGUAUACCGGUGAAAGAAAAAUGCGACAUUUCUUCCCCCCGGUAUGUUAGGGGUAACUCGGCCGGUUUUUUUUUUUUUUUUUUUUUUUUUUCGUUGUCUUUGCGACUUUCUGGUCACGUGCCUUCCCUGCAAGCAAUAUAUCGAGACUGGCCAACGGCUACAGAUUCCUUUGUGUCAAUAUGCAAACCUGUCACUGCCUAUUUAAGCAUUCGACCUUCAAUGGCCCUGUGCGCAUGCUCAAUCCAGCUCCGGUCAUUUAAAUUCGCUGGACAUGAAUUCAUGGCAUGUUUCUUCUAG
Clavispora lusitaniae ATCC 42720 is the source of this 498-nucleotide messenger RNA. The record is from RefSeq and is a predicted model, not a curated record. Lineage: Eukaryota; Fungi; Ascomycota; Pichiomycetes; Serinales; Metschnikowiaceae.